Molecule: messenger RNA, 357 nt
Organism: Carya illinoinensis
Lineage: Eukaryota; Viridiplantae; Streptophyta; Magnoliopsida; Fagales; Juglandaceae
Product: glucan endo-1,3-beta-glucosidase 12-like
Exons: 1
Coding region: 1-357 (118 amino acids)
Biological process (GO): carbohydrate metabolic process
Cellular component (GO): plasma membrane
Molecular function (GO): hydrolase activity, hydrolyzing O-glycosyl compounds
Source: RefSeq, a predicted model, not a curated record
AUGGGGAGAAGUGGAAGUAGAGGAUGGAGAGAGCAAGGAGAGAGAGAAUUAACAAAAAUCGAAGCCAUUGCCGUGGGAAACGAGGUAUUUGUUGACCCAAAUAACACGACCAAGUUCCUUGUACCCGCCAUGAAAAACAUCCAUGCCUCUCUUGCCAAGUGCAACCUUGAUUCUGCUAUCAAAGUCUCAUCCCUUGUAGCUCUCACUGCCCUCCAAACUUCAUAUCCAGCUUCGGCUGGGUCUUUCAAGCUCGAGCUAGUUGAAUCCGUCAUCAAGCCCAUGCUUGAUCUUCUGCGUCAAACCGGCUCAUAUUGCACAGUACGAACUUGCUUGGGUUUUCUCAUAUCUCAGUUGUAG